AUGUUCCGUUUCUCCGAUGAACACGCCAUAAAAGCGGAUUUAUGUAUCGGUUUGACUGAUUAUGCUCGAAAAUUUUUCCCAAAGAACGCGUUCCGAAAUUUAAAAAAGUACUGUAUUUUCAAUGUACGUGACAGCUCGUCGCAACGUACGUUGCAUUUUUUUUCACGAGCAUCAGCUGCAAAUACGUGGGACUUCUUUUUGUUGUAUUUUUCUCGUUUUGAUUUUUUUCUGAGUAAAUAGUUGCUUUUUCAUUUUUUCAGUUCAAACAUAUUAACGCAGAAGCCACCGGAGCUACUUUUAUAAUAUAUUUGAGAUAGUUUCAAACUUGAGAAACGUUGAACAGUUAAAUUCACACAUUUGUAGUUUUUCUUUGGAAAAGUUUUCAGAAAAACGAUUUAGAAAUGUCAAUAAUUGCAACAACGUAAAAAUUACCUAUUCUCAGUCUUUUCUGGUUAGUUCAACGCGUCUCUUGUUCAAAUAUGGCCCCUAUUAAAAAAAUUCACGGCCAUAUUUGUAAGUUUACCAGAAGUUUAAAAGGUUUCAAUAUUGAGACAUAAUAGUAACCCAUAACUUCUUAGAUAAGAUCUGAAAGUAUAAUGCUCUUUUUGAGACGUUUCAAGUUAAUUUUUUUUUGAUUUCUGUUCAUUGUGUUACUUGGAAUCCUAUUGAUCUAAACCACCAUUCCAUUGAAAAUUGUUGAGGCGAAUUAUCUUUACUUUUCAUAUAAUUUGUAGUACGAGCAAGUGCGCGCCAUCGUGAGGCCGACGCGGCCUCGUGGGGACAAAGUCGCCCUAUCAUUUUGGUCGUCAACAUUUCACUUUUCUUCGUUUCGUACUGCCGAUCUUUCUGUAACUUAAUAAAAUCUCACUUCGGAAGCUUAUGAGUAAAUGGGUGAAGAUGUAUGAAGUUGUCGUGUUUUAGAGAUGAAAUAAUUUUAGUUGCAUUUUUAAAGUUUUACCUGUUUUUUUCAAUCUGAAGAAAAGUCUGGAUAAGACGGAGUCAAACUGCGGAGAAAUGGAAUUUGAAUCUUAUUUUAGCUUUUUAGGUUUAUACAGGUACAUAAUGGGAUUUUUUUCUUCUCACUGUUUUUUUUUUCCGUGAAACUUUUCACUUUGAAUAGUUCUGGCUCGUGUGCGCAUUUCAAGGUAGCUUGUCACUUUUUUUUCUUACUGUGAUCCAAAUAUUUAUACUUUCAUGUUGAGAAUUGAAACGCCUUUUCAAAGUAUUAGUAAAAGUGUUUCUUAAUUCAAGUACUAUAAUGCCUUAUAAGUCGAAAAUAUUUAGUUUAAAUUUGCCCAGACUGACUUGAAACGCUCCAAAACAGCAGUUUUACUUAUUCGAAGCUUUUUUUUUCAAGGCAUGAUUAUUUCGUUUAAGGUUUGUUGAAAACGUCGAAACAUCAUGCAAAAACAUAUUUUUAUUGAGCCUUUUUUCAUCUUUUUUGAACUUUUUUGAUCUUUUGGCUUUAUUUAACAAAGGAGGAAGAUGUGAGAAUAAUUUUACUCACGUAUUUCAAGUCGUCAUUUUCGCGCCUUUUUUAUUGAUAACUUUUCGAAUUUUUCCUAUGUUUGGAAUAAUUUUAGGCGGUUGUGUGCGUGUGAAUCGGCACACGGCACGGCCCUAAGCUUUCGACGUGACCGCGACGGCUUCUGCUCGUUGGCAGCAACUUGCUCCGUCUUCAGUUCGUUUCGAGCCCUAAAAAGCUUUGUUAUUGAGUUGUUUGAAGGGAGAAUCGGGUUCCGGCGUUGAACAAGCCUCAAUUGCUUCUGUUUCUGACGAGAUGAGCAGCUCCGAAGAGGUUACGCCGAAGAAAAAUUGCGUCUCUAAACGAUAUUUUCACAGGUCUCGUGGAUCACAUGGUUCUGCGGACUCCGCGGCAAUGAGUUUUUUUGCGAGGUACUGUUUUUUGAAUCCAUUUCUAUGAUUUGAAACGACUGAUUUUGGCAUUCACUGUAAAUGUUUCAUUUGGACGGGAGCUUUUUUUUACGCCAUAUCGAUUUCUCCGCGUUUUUGAAAUUUUCUUAUGUUUUCUGCUCAUAAAGUCAAUUAAUUGAUACCAAAUACAUUUUGAAGAAAGUUUUUUGUCGUUUUUAUCAAAUAUAUGGAGAUAAUUUCCACAAAAUAUCCUCAAUGUUGGAAUAUUAUAGGAAACUCUUUCCAAUUCAUAAUUUCUGGUUAUCUAACUAUAAAAUUUUUUCUAAUGAAGUGUGGGUUUCUUAAAUUUAUUUCAUGAAAUUCCAGAUAUUUACGAAAUUUUCGGAAUUUCUACUAGGAUGUGCAAUCUGAAUCUUAUAAAUUUUCUCAGUUUAAAAACGGAUUUUCGAGAUUUGGCUUUGCUGAGAUCGUUUCAAGUUUUUAAUAGAAAUUUACAAUUAUAGUUUUUAAAAAAAUGAAUUUUUCAGCUGAACAAUGCUUUUUUAUUGACAAUCAUGAUAAGUUUCAGCAAGUUUUUUCUAAAAUCAUGCGCAAAAUAAAUAUCCAAGAAGUUCGGGAGGCCUUAUUCAAAUGAAACAAUAUAAUAAAAACUAACUUUGAAUCAAGGGAGGUGGUUCUGCGAAAAAAAAAAAGUCAAUUUUGACCUCAAGACUGAUAAAUUUCGGAAGAAUUGUGAGACUUUCAAAAAAGUUCAGUCCAUAAUGUGAAUCCAAUACGAAUUCAACGAAGAUUCCAGUAAAUAUAAUGAGUAUACAAUUUCCGAACUUACAAGAAAGUUGGGAGAAGGGAAAAUUUCAGUACCUUUUCUGUGCUGUAUCUUCCAUAGUUCAGUUCUUGAGUGGGAAAAAAAGAAGCAUUUUGAUUUGAAUGUUUGCAGGUCGAUGAAGAGUACAUCCAGGAUCGGUUCAAUUUGACCGGCCUCAGUGAACAAGUGCCCAAGUACCGGCAGGCGCUCGACAUGAUCCUAGACCUUGAGCCAGGUUAUAGUUCAAGUUUGAGCUCCGGCGUCAUCUCAACGUCGUGUUGCCUCUUUCAGAAGACGACCUGGAGGACAACUCGACGAACACGGACCUCGUAGAACAGGCCGCCGAAAUGCUCUACGGCCUCAUCCACGCCAGAUACAUCCUCACCAACCGUGGCAUUUCUCAGGUACUGAUGGCAGGGAAACGGGAAAAGGCAAAAAUAAUGAGUCUCCUUGAUUUUUAUGGUAUUUGAGAUCAUUUUCCCGAAAAUCGAGUCUAUGUUCAAUCUCUGAAAGCUAGAGAGCACUUAUAAAUAAGACGCUCAGAGAAAAAAAAAAGGCCCGCACUCUUACCUUUGAACGCUAUUUUACUUUCGAAGAUUCGAAAAGAUUCUACGCAGAAGUGAACCUCUAUACGUUUUUCGUAAGAGAUAUUUAUUAUUUCUUGACUAUUUCGCUUCCGUACUAAUUUUAUAUUUUACGAGGAAAUCUAUUGAAAAUCGUUCUGAAAGAAGCAAAAACUGUUUGGAAAGUUUUUGAAAAAAAAAAAAAAUUUUCCUUUUCUCGGUGGCUCGAUUUUCGCUCGAGUUCAGCUCUUCAACGGCUUUGCACCGUCUAUCUUUUAGAUGGCUUUUUUUUUAGAGCUUUUUCUAUAUUUGAAUGGUCUUACUAUCGAAAAAAAAAAGCCUAAAAAUAAAGAACUUCAAUGACGGAUCCAGUGAAAGACCACAAAACAAAUUUCGGAGUCAUUGUCACACUUUUCAAGUUUGUCUACUCACGUCUGAUAAUUUUGUGUUUCGAUUAUUGAAAUUAACUUUCCAGAUGAUCGAGAAAUGGCGCGACCACGAUUUCGGCGUUUGCCCACGUGUUUAUUGCGAGAAUCAGCCGAUGCUCCCAAUCGGUAAAAAUAAACCAAAUAUCGAUUGAUUUUAUCGAUUUUUCAGGCCUUUCUGACGUGCCAGGCGAGGCGAUGGUGAAGUUGUACUGUCCUAGAUGCUGUGAUGCGUGAGUUUAGCUCUGAAUAAAUGCUCAAAGUAAAAUAGUAAAUUUUAGUAAAAUUAGUAAAAAGCGAUCAAGUUUAUCGGUAGAGCGAGUUUUCUUGAUUUUCGGGCGAAUUUUGAAGGUUCUCCUGUGAAAUAAACUUCAAAUUUGCAGUUUUGUUCCUCGUUCUUCGCGUCACCAGCACACGGACGGCAGUUAUUUCGGAACUGGAUUUCCGCAUAUGUUGUUCUUUGUUCAUCCGGAUUUGCGUCCCAGAAAACCUGUUACUCAAUUUGUUCCAAAGUAAUUCGGAUUUAUUAGAAAAUCAGUGAAAGUAAUCUAUUUUUCAGACUUUACGGUUUCAAAAUUCACCCGACUGCCUACAAUCUUCAGGAUCAGCAGUCGGUACGUUGAGAAAUCGAGUAGAAACGUGUUGCGGAAACAGUUUAAAAGAUACUCUUCUGUACUGAGCUAUCAGCUUAGUUGAUUUGAAGCAUUUUCUUUGGUCUUCGUCAUUGUAAAAGGCCAGUUUCAGCCGCCGUCGAUGAACAACGGUGGCAGCACGGCAGUCGAACGACAAGGCAGCCAAUUGAACAACUCCUACGGCCUUUAA
This is a messenger RNA of Caenorhabditis auriculariae, 4490 nucleotides long. NCBI's taxonomy places the organism in Eukaryota, Metazoa, Nematoda, Chromadorea, Rhabditida, Rhabditidae. The record is from the annotation of a GenBank genome assembly.